AUGGCGAACCCCAAAUUCGCGAUCCUGGACGAUUACCAGGGCAUUGCGACUCAAUACUUUGCCCACCUCGAGUCCCGCAUCGACAUCUCCAGUUUCCCCGAGACUCUUGACCCGCGCAACCCCGCCCAACACGAUGCGCUCAUCCAGCGCCUCGAGCCCUUCGACGUGAUCCUAGCCAUGCGCGAGCGGACCCCCUUCGCCGCAAAAACAAUCAAUUCCCUUCCAAACCUAAAACUCCUCCUCACAACCGGCCUAAGAAACCUUUCGUUAGAUCUUGAAACCUUCACCGACCGAAAAAUUCCCGUAGCGGGUACGGAAGGUCGACCACCCGGCGUGAACAGUACAGUCCAACACACUUGGGCAUUGAUCCUCGCCUCAGCACGGAAUAUAGCGCGGGAUGACGCGGCUGUCAAACAGGGUGGAUGGCAGGGAUCAUUGGGAAUGACUCUCUCUGGGAAAAAAUUGGCGUUAUUGGGACUCGGAAAGCUUGGGUCGUGGGUGGGCAAGAUCGGCAUUGAGUCCUUUGGAAUGGACGUCAUUGCUUGGUCGGCGAACUUAACGCAGGAGAAAGCCGAUGAGCAGGCGAUUGCUCAUGGUCUCCCCGCGGGCAGUUUUACAGUGGUCCCGUCUAAGUCGGAGUUCUUUGCUAGUGCCGAUAUUGUCAGUGUGCAUUAUGUGCUUUCUGAUCGUAGUCGUGGCAUUGUGGGUACGGAUGAGCUUGCAGCGAUGAAACCCAGUGGCAUUAUCAUUAAUACUUCUCGUGGGCCGUUGAUCGACGAGUCCGCUCUACUGGGUGCGCUGAAUGCCGGUCAAAUUCGGGGCGCUGCAUUGGAUGUUUUUGAUCCUGAGCCUUUGCCUUUAGAUAGUCCGUGGCGUACUACAAGUUGGGGACAAGAUGGACGUAGCGAAGUGCUUUUAACUCCCCACAUGGGAUAUGGUGAGGAAGACUUGCUGCGGGGAUGGUAUAAGGAGGUCGCGGAGAACCUGGAGCGUUGGUUAAAUGGCGAGACACUAUUGCGUAAAUUAAAUUGA
Molecule: messenger RNA, 1032 nt
Organism: Penicillium angulare
Lineage: Eukaryota; Fungi; Ascomycota; Eurotiomycetes; Eurotiales; Aspergillaceae
Product: D-2-hydroxyacid dehydrogenase family protein
Exons: 1
Coding region: 1-1032 (343 amino acids)
Molecular function (GO): oxidoreductase activity, acting on the CH-OH group of donors, NAD or NADP as acceptor; NAD binding
Source: RefSeq, a predicted model, not a curated record